Arabidopsis arenosa is the source of this 692-nucleotide messenger RNA. Lineage: Eukaryota; Viridiplantae; Streptophyta; Magnoliopsida; Brassicales; Brassicaceae. The record is from the annotation of a GenBank genome assembly.
ACAGAUUACAACUGCAAUUCAGUACGGCUUUCUGAUAUGGCUCCUCGGUCAGAACAUCUGUUUAUAUUUGAUGACUUGUUUGGCCAACGAUACAGAUGGCAUAAAGUAGAUGUGACUAUAAGUGAGAUUAUAUUGGAGUUCAGCUCCAUAGACAAGAUUAUUGAGUGUGGUGUACAGAUCAUGACAGAGGAAGCUGAGGGUAGCAGCAGCAGCGAAUUGGACAACUUUGAAACUGAAAUUAGCAGAAGCCAAGUGGACAACUAUGAAACUGAGAGUAGCAGGCUAGCAGCAGCAGCGAAGUGGACAACUAGGAAACUGAGAGUAGCAGCAGCGAAGGUGGAGAUGGUGAUGGAGACUAUGAAGCAGAAGGUUUCAAGUUCUCUCAAGUUGAAAAUAUCAAAACCAGUAAACAUAGGUUUUAGGAUUUGGCUUAGGAAGCUUGGUCUGAAAGAGAAGAAGAUGAAUACGACAGAGCGGAGUUCUCGUGGAGUCUCAUGAGACCAAACCAAUUUUGGUACUUUCUUAGCUCCUUCACCAUCUUUAUAAGGUACUAUCUCGUAAAUAACAGAUGGAGAUGGAGAUUAUGAGCCUCAAGCUGUUCAGCUCCGUAAAGAUGAAAACAUCAUAGGUUGUUGGAUUUAGUUUGGGAAGUUUAAUCUGGGGUAGAAGAAGAAUACAAAACCUGAAACUUA